Molecule: messenger RNA, 3816 nt
Organism: Capsella rubella
Lineage: Eukaryota; Viridiplantae; Streptophyta; Magnoliopsida; Brassicales; Brassicaceae
Product: probable inactive leucine-rich repeat receptor kinase XIAO
Exons: 1
Coding region: 146-2893 (915 amino acids)
Molecular function (GO): protein binding
Source: RefSeq, a predicted model, not a curated record
UUCAUAUUCAUAGUUAAAUAUUUGCUUUGAUAUAAACCGUGUUUGUAAUGUAGUAUACAUAUAAUGCUGGUCUAAUAUGUCUGCGUUUGAACAUGUAUAUAUUGAAACGUUUGACAAAAGAAACAAAACAAACAGAGUUUGAAGUAUGGACCUCAAGCUUAUUAAUCUCCGGCUAAGGCCUAGCUUCUUCAUCAUAUUCUCUCUUGUUCUCAUUUUACUUCUCAAAGACUCUGGUUUCGGAGCUGCAGCUAAUCCUAAAUGCAUAUCCACCGAGCGACAAGCUCUUCUCACCUUCAAAGCAUUACUCACUGAUCUUUCGGGUCGACUCUUUUCUUGGUCCGGACCUGAUUGCUGCAACUGGCCUGGUGUUCUCUGCGAUACCCGGACCAGCCGCGUUGUCAAGAUUGAUCUUAGAAACCCAGUUCAAGACGUUCGCUCCGAUGAGUACAAAAGAAGUUGCUUGCGAGGGAAGUUACAUCCGUCUUUGACCAGUCUCAAGUUCUUGAGCUAUCUGGACUUGAGUUCAAACGAUUUUGGUGGACUGGAGAUCCCCGGAUUUCUCGGCCAAAUCGUUACCCUAAGGUACCUGAAUCUUUCUUCCUCCUCGUUUUCCGGCGAAAUUCCUGCUAAUCUUGAGAAUUUGUCGAAGCUGGAGUCCCUUGAUCUGAACGCUGAGUCAUUUGGUGACUCUGGUACGUUUUCUCUACGCGCAAGCAACCUCGGGUGGAUUUCGGGUCUGUCUUCUUCUCUGAAGUACCUCAACAUGGGGUAUGUGAAUCUGAGCAGCGCCGGUGAAACCUGGUUAGAGAAUUUCAGCAGAGUCACGACGCUAAAAGAGUUGCGCUUGUUCAAUUGUGAGAUCAAGAAAUUACCUCUCUUGUUGUCCUCCUCUGCAAGUCUGAAGCACCUUGAAGUUCUUGAUUUGUCUGAAACCUCUCUCAAUUCGCCAAUACCCAGCUGGCUAUUUGGUCUCACCAACCUCAGAAAGCUAUCCCUCAGGUGGUGUUUUCUUGAGGGUUCAAUUCCUACCGGGUUCAAGAACUUGAAGCUUCUAGAGACACUUGAUCUGUCGAAUAAUCUGGCCCUCCAGGGAGAGAUUCCAUCGGUUCUUGGAGACCUUUCUCGACUGAAGUUUCUUGACCUUUCUGCAAACGAACUCAAUGGUCAAAUUAAUGGUUUCUUAGACGCCUACUCCAGAAGAAAAGGCAACAGCUUGGAAUUUCUCGAUCUCAGUUCCAACAAGUUAGUUGGGACAUUGCCCGAGUCGCUUGGAACGUUGAGGAAUCUGCAGAUUCUGGAUCUUUCAUCAAAUUCCUUCACGGGUUCGAUCCCUUCCUCUAUAGGAAACAUGGCGUCACUGAAGAAACUUGAUCUUUCAUACAAUGCCAUGAACGGGUCAAUCCCAGAAAGCUUGGGGAAGCUUGCAGAGCUUGUGGAUUUAAAUUUGAUGGCAAAUACAUGGGAAGGUGUUCUACUAAAGUCUCAUUUCGUGAAUCUCAAAAGCUUGAAAACCAUUCGUCUCACAACUGAACCAUACAGAUCUCUUAUCUUCAAGUUACCAUCUACUUGGGUUCCUCCUUUCAGACUGGAGUCAAUCCAAAUCGAGAACUGCCAGAUCGGUUUGUUUUCAAUGUGGCUUCAAGUACAGACCAAGCUCAACUUCAUCACACUCAGAAACACUGGAAUCGAAGACACAAUACCUGAUAGCUGGUUUUCAGGAAUCUCUUCUGAGGUAACUUACCUGGUUUUAGCAAACAACAGAAUCAAAGGUAGAUUACCUCAAAAUCUUGCGUUCCCAAAGUUAAACACCAUUGAUUUGAGCUCCAACAACUUUGAAGGCCCUUUUCCUCUCUGGUCAACAAACGCAACGGAGCUUCGUCUUUACGAGAACAACUUCUCAGGUUCUCUUCCUCAGAACAUUGAUGUCUUGAUGCCAGGAAUUCAAAAAAUCUACCUCUUUCAUAAUAGCUUCACCGGCAAAAUCCCAUCAUCUCUAUGUGAUAUCUCCGGGCUGCAGAUUCUGUCUCUAAGGAAGAACCAUUUCUCUGGUAGUUUUCCAAAUUGUUGGCACCGGCAGUUCAUGCUUUGGGGAAUUGAUGCUUCUGAGAAUAACUUAUCAGGCGAAAUACCAGCGGCUUUAAGUCUGUUACCUUCUCUCAGUGUCUUGCUUCUGAACCAAAAUGCAUUGGAAGGUAAAAUCCCAGAGAGUCUUCAGAAUUGCUCUGGCCUUACGAGCAUUGAUCUUGGAGGAAACAAGCUGACCGGGAAGCUUCCUUCAUGGGUAGGAAAGUUGUCUUCUCUGUUCAUGCUUCGUCUGCAAAGUAACUCCUUCACUGGUCCAAUCCCAGAUGAACUCUGCAGCGUUCCUAAUCUACGCAUUCUGGAUCUCUCCGGAAACAAGAUCUCGGGCCCAAUUCCAAAAUGCAUCAGCAAUCUCACAGCUAUUGCUCGAGGUACAAACAAUGAGGUGUUCGAGAAUCUAGUCUUCAUUGUGACAAGAGCUCGUGAAUACCAAGACAUAGUCAAUAGCAUAAACCUUUCAGGAAACAACAUAAGUGGAAGGAUCCCAGGAGAAAUUUUAGGCCUCUCGUAUCUUCGAAUCCUUAAUUUAUCCAGAAACUCCAUGGCAGGAAGCAUUCCCGAGAAAAUUUCAGAACUGAGUCGCUUGGAGGCGCUUGAUCUAUCAAGAAACAAGUUUUCUGGAGCCAUUCCUCAGAGCUUAGCAGCAAUAUCUUCUCUGCAAAAGCUGAAUCUUUCGUUCAAUAAACUGGAGGGGAGCAUACCUAAGCUUCUCAAGUUUCAAGAUCCGUCCAUUUACACUGGAAAUGAGUUACUCUGUGGGAAACCACUUCCCAAAAAGUGUCCAAAAGACAUUAAUAGCAAAAUGUUGUAGUGAACUGAGAAUAAGGUGCUAAGAAGUACCUUUGCAAGAUAAUGUACCUGCCCAUAUACCAACAAUAAUAAAUUUAUCAGCUUUAAGCUGGCCAUGUUGCAACCAAUUACUCAGGGACUCAAGCCUUGUAAGACAAAUCAUGCAAUGAGCAAUGAAAGUUUCAGGUGACAUUUCCGAAUAAAACUUGAAAGUUUAAGAAUACUUCCUGCACCAAUUACAACUACCUGACCAACUUACAAGAAGAGCAGCAUCACUUGCAAAAAGCAACCAACUAUUUCAAAUCUUAUAAUGUAAAACUUAAAAAUGAUUCAGGUCGAACAAGAACAUUGCAUACUGGCAAACAACACAAAAGCUAAGCAAAGAGACAGUGAAUUGUAUAGAAAUGCCCACUUGGCUUAAAGCACUAAAAGGACUUAACUUAACACUGUGUGGGAAUAGAAAUAGAACUAAUCCUCAAUUUUCUUCUCACAUAUUGAUCAUUCACUUGAAAAUAGUAUUGAGGACGAAGAUACAACUGCUUAUAAAUUAUCAAAUCGAUGAAAAGCACACAUUAUUAUCGAGACUAAGAACCACCUAACCUGCUAUGCACACAUUCUGAGCUACAACCCAAAAGAAAUUCACAAGUUUAGAGUGAAGAUGAGCAGAUUCUAAGACCAAUACUCAUAAAUCAUCAUCAUCAUCAUCAUCAUAAAAAUUAAUAAUCUCGGAACAAUUCCACAAGUAGCAAAUACAGUUGUACACUAUCAAUUGGACAAUGUAAUAGAGCUUACAGAUUCAGCAAGCAACCACCUGAGAGCUAAGAUCAAUUGAAAGAGAUGUCAAAAUUAGAGAGCUUUUUCUCUACAUCCAGCGAUGCAAAGCGAAAAAGCUUUGUUUUUUACCGUGGAAGAGAGAGAGAGAACAAAGUACAAAGGAGGAGUCCG